Molecule: messenger RNA, 1933 nt
Organism: Vigna radiata var. radiata (mung bean)
Lineage: Eukaryota; Viridiplantae; Streptophyta; Magnoliopsida; Fabales; Fabaceae
Product: MLO-like protein 12
Exons: 15
Coding region: 107-1813 (568 amino acids)
Biological process (GO): defense response
Cellular component (GO): membrane
Source: RefSeq, a predicted model, not a curated record
AAAAAAAAAACUAUAUUAAUACGUUUCUUUCUCCAUAGGUGCGGACCAAUCUUCUAAAUCUCUGAUUAUACCUUUAUUUUGAGUCUGGCCACAAUUAAGAAAGAAAAUGGCUGAAGAAAAAAUUUAUAAAAGAUCACUGGAGGAAACACCAACCUGGGCUUUUGCAGUAGUUUGCUUUGUGCUGCUUGCUAUUUCAAUCAUCAUUGAGCAUGUUAUUCAUGCUAUUGGAAAGUGGUUUAAAAAGAAACACAAAAGUGCUCUUUAUGAAUCGUUGGAAAAGGUCAAAGGAGAGCUUAUGAUGCUAGGGUUCCUUUCCAUGCUCCUAACUGUGUUCCAAGCUCCAGUUUCUAAGAUCUGCAUAUCAAAAAAUGCUGCAUCAACGUGGAAUCCCUGCUCCAACCCAAAGGCCAUCAGUAAUUCGAAUGCAACAUCUGCUACCAUUGAUAGGAAACUUCUCCAAUAUUUGGACCCCAUGCCAAGACGUACUCUUGCUGCAAAAAGUUAUGACAAAUGUGCUGACCAGGGAAAAGUUGCUUUUGUUUCAGCAUAUGGGAUUCACCAGCUCCAUAUAUUCAUCUUUGUGUUAGCAAUUUUUCAUAUCAUACAGUGCAUUGUAAUACUAGCUUUGGGAAGAACUAAGAUGAGACGCUGGAAGAAAUGGGAAGACGAAACAAAGACAAUUGAAUACGAAUUCUAUAAUGAUCCUGAGAGAUUCAGGCUUGCAAAGGACACAACAUUUGGACAAAGGCACUUGAAUACUUGGAGUCAAUCAUCAAUUUCCUUAAGGAUAGUCAGCUUCUUCAGACAAUUCUCUGGAUCUGUUAAGAAAGUUGACUAUUUCGCAUUACGGCAUGGAUUUAUAAUGGCACAUCUGGCACCGGGAAGUGAUACAAGAUUUGACUUCCACAAGUAUAUCAAAAGAUCACUGGACGAGGAUUUUAAAGUUGUCGUAGGCAUAAGUCCAAUUAUUUGGUUCUUUGUUGUUCUCUUCCUGCUGACUAAUACUCAUGGGUGGUAUUCUUACUAUUGGCUUCCAUUUGUCCCAUUAGUUACCAUUUUGAUAGUGGGUGCUAAGUUACAAAUGAUCAUAACAAAGAUGGGACUGAUGAUUGAAGACAAAGGGAAAGUAGUUAAGGGUGCACCUGUGGUUGAGCCAGGAGAUGACUUGUUCUGGUUCAAUCGUCCAAGACUCCUUCUUUUCGUCAUUCAAUUUGUUCUCUUUCAGAAUGCCUUUCAAUUAGCACAUUUUGCAUGGAGUAUAUAUGAAUUCUCCAUGAAAUCUUGCUUCCACAAAACAACUGCAGACAGUAUGAUUAGACUCACAACGGGGGUUGUUAUACAAGUUCUGUGUAGCUACGUGACUUUGCCUCUUUAUGCUCUAGUCACACAGAUGGGUUCAUCUUUGAAACCAACCAUUUUCAAUGAUCGAGUAGCAGCAGCACUGAAGAAAUGGCACCAUACUUCCAAAAAGCAUGUCAAACAUAGAAAGCACUAUGAGGCUAAAAAUUUCUCACCAUUCUCCAGCAAAUCAUCAACCCCUACAGUUGGCAUGUCUCCCAUUCAUCUUCUGCAUGGACACCCUGCUGGCAGAAGUGACAGUGCACGAACUUCUCCAAGAAACUCCAACUAUGAAAAUGAAGAAUGUGAUGUGCAAGGUGAAUCUUCCGUAAGAAACCAUCCAAGAACAGAUGAGACCCAAAUGCAAGUUCUGGGGUCUCCUCAAACAACAGAAUUUCCUGUUAGCACUAAACAUGAAAUCUACAUUGGUUCCUCAGAAUUUUCAUUUGAGAAGCGAAACACCAGAAAGGGUUAGGUGUAGACAAUAUUGUUGUUAACAAGUUUAAGUAUACAGCUUCAGUUAUAUCAAAUAAAUGUAUUGAGAAUUACUGUGUUGAACGAUUGUGAUAAGCUUCGCAUUUCAUAAAGGAGCAUC